CUAGUGUGAGGGAAAUCAUUAGCAAUGCAAAGUCAUGGUGCUAUGAUACUCUUGUUCACAGUAACGGAUUGACAAACAAAAAAAAUCUGCUAAUGUCAACGUAAAUGCUGCUGGAUGUGCUUUAUUCCAAAAUACAGCUGAAGACCCGGAACUAAAGAUGAACUGGGCAUCGUUUUAUGCUGUCAUCAGCGGGGUGAACAGACACUCCACAGGCAUCGGUCGCAUCUGGCUCUCUGUCCUCUUCAUUUUCCGCAUCCUGGUCCUGGUGGUGGCGGCGGAGAGCGUGUGGGGCGACGAGAAGUCGGGCUUCACCUGCAACACCCAGCAGCCGGGCUGCAACAGCGUCUGCUACGACCACUUCUUCCCCAUCUCCCACAUCCGCCUCUGGGCGCUGCAGCUCAUCCUGGUCUCCACCCCUGCCUUGUUGGUGGCCAUGCACGUGGCCCACCGCCGCCACGUGGACAAGAGGAUCUACAAACUGUCAGGGCGAUCCAACCCCAAAGACCUGGAGAUGAUAAAGACCCAGAAGAUGAAAAUCUCAGGGGCUCUCUGGUGGACGUACGUCAUCAGCCUGUUUUUCCGCAUCGGCUUUGAGGUCACCUUUAUGUAUUUGUUUUACAUGAUCUACCCUGGGUACAAGAUGAUCCGGCUGGUGAAGUGUGACUCGUACCCCUGUCCCAACACCGUGGACUGCUUCGUGUCGAGGCCCACCGAGAAAACUGUGUUCACCGUGUUCAUGCUGACUGUGUCGGGGGUUUGUAUUAUACUCAACAUCGCAGAGGUGCUGUUCCUGGUGGGGAAGGCCUGCGGGAAGCAUUUGCACACUGCUGGAGAAUCGACUGUGGGGGCUUGGAUCCAACAGAAACUCUGCUCGUAACACAGAUCUCAUACCCGUCCAAAGGGAUUACACUGAAAAAACUGAAACGUUGACUUUAGUUAAAUGUUUUAUGUCAACAGAUUACACAUAACUGUAUUAAGUUAGUUGAAAGCAAUACUAUCAAAUUAAACUUGUUUUUAUUGCUUUCAACUAA
Messenger RNA from Trematomus bernacchii (emerald rockcod), 1031 nucleotides. It is a transcript of the gene cx27.5, whose product is annotated as connexin 27.5. Gene Ontology annotation, biological process: cell communication. Gene Ontology annotation, cellular component: connexin complex. Bases 158 to 877 code for a protein of 239 amino acids. The record is from RefSeq and is a predicted model, not a curated record. NCBI's taxonomy places the organism in Eukaryota, Metazoa, Chordata, Actinopteri, Perciformes, Nototheniidae. The transcript has 2 exons.